UGUUGGGGCUCUGAUUCCUGAAUGUUCAGGGCUGGCCUAGGUCUUGGUCUGAUUUCCGUGCAGGAUUCAGAUCUCAGCCACACCGGAGUCACUGCUGGCUGUGACCAGGGAAGAGUGUGGAUGGGCCACUGGGCUCAGCCUCUACCUGCUUGUCCAUGGGGGCUGCUGCAGGAGUCCAGGGCAGCUCGUUCUUCAGGUGAUGCCACCAGAGGGCUCCAGCUGUUGCUAAGGGGGAGAGGUUUACACUGCAGUGGGCAACAAUCCCCCCAAAAUGGCCCCUUUGAUUCUGCUCUUUUCCUAGUGUUUGGCUCAGAGAUGCUGUUACUGGGAGGGUCUGAAGAACCUGGGGGAAAUUGGAGUGUGACAUGGACUGAAGCCCCUUCUGUAACCUCCCCCAUUGCCCCUCUUGCCCCAACAGGCUGAAGAAUCAGGUCCACAUUUUACUCCAGAUCAGCCCAUUUUCCAGAAGCCAGGGAAGGGAAAUGGCUGUGAUGGAGCCAGCUCAGGUAGGGGAUUUUCAGGGAGCUGCUGGGUGGGGGGAGGGAGAGGCAGGGAAGAGACAGGGUGUGAGAAACCUGCUGAUUUUCUGUGUAGGACCAUUGGUGAUGGGGAGGGAGGGACAUUCGCCCAUUUAAAAAACAGGAGACAACCCCCCUGCACAGGGAUGGAACCUGAACCCAGUAGCCAGAGGCUGCUGUGAAAUACGCAGAGAAGCUGUUGGGAUUCCUGUCCCUGUCCCCGGCUCAGACAUCUGCUUCCUGUAUCAGCCUCUGGCUGGCAGGGGUAUGAGAAAUGAGAAGACCCUGCGCUGCUCCGUGUGCUGGGGGGACAGGGAGCUCUCACCUUCUCCCACCCCCUGAAGCCUCCUGGCUGCUAUGAUGGGUAGGGGUCUGAUUCUGCUACCCUGGCCUCCCUGAGCUUCGAGUUUUUCCCCCUUUCCCGUGACUAGUGGGAUUGUGGCUGGGGCAGCUGACUGAGGGACUCUUGUUGUUCCAGAUGCCGGUGACCUUCGAGGAGGUGGCUGUGUAUUUCACCCAGGGGCAGGGGGCUCUGCUGGACCCCACUCAGAGAGCCCUCUACAGGGAUGUCAUGCAGGAGAACUACGAGACAGUGACCUCGCUGGGAUUUCCCAUGCCCAAACCUGAGCUGAUCUCCCGCCUGGAACGAGGGGAAGAGCCGUGGGUCCCGGAUCUCCAGGUCUGCGAGGAAAGAGAGAGCCUAAGAGGCAAUCGCACAGGUGCUGAACGAGGGAGUGAAAACGAGGAGGAGAAUCAUCAUGAGGAGGUUCCUGGGGAAGUGGAACCACAGGGGACCUUUGUGGGAAGAGUAGAAGGGAAUUUUUCCCAGUGCUGGGAACAGGGAGAAGCCUGGGGAAAUGGGCAGAAGUCAGAGAAGCUGCUGGGGAACCACCCAAGAAAUAAACUGGAUGAAUCUAUUAAAUGUGGGAUAGGAGACAAGGAUCCCACAACUCAGCAGACAAAUUCCAAGGAAGACAAACGCUAUGAAUGCCUCGGUUUUGGGGAAGGAUUCAUUGUGAGAUCACAGCUUGUUACACAUCAGACAAUCCAUACUGGAGAGAAACCCCUUCAGUGCUUGGACUGUGGGGAAAGGUUCAAUAAUCGCUCAGCCCUGAAUAACCAUGGGAGAAGCCACAGAAGAGAGAAACCCUCUCAAUGCCUUGAGUGUGGAAAAUGUUUCAUUUGGAAGUCAGAACUAAUUAGACAUCAGCUAAGCCACACAGGAGAGAGACCCCAUAAGUGCUUCGACUGUGGGAGAAGUUUCAAACAGAGGUCAGACCUUGUUAAUCAUCAGGCAAUCCACACAGGAGAGAGACCCCAUAAGUGCUUGGACUGUGGGAAAAGUUUCAUACGGAGGUCAAUCCUUGUUAAUCAUCAGAGAAUCCACACAGGGGAGAGACCCCACAAGUGCAUGGACUGUGGGAAAAGUUUCACAUGGAGGUCAGACCUUAUUAAACAUGAGAGAAUCCACACAGGAGAGAGACCUCACAAGUGCUUGGACUGUGGGAAAAGUUUCAGUCGGAGGUCAGCUCUUUUAAAACAUCAAGCGUUACACACAGGAGAGAGACCGCAUAAGUGCGUGGACUGUGGAAAAAGUUUUAUACAGAGGUCAGACCUUGUUAAACAUCAGGCAAUCCACACCGGAGAGAGACCCCAUAAUUGUUUAGAUUGUGGGAAAAGUUUCAUGCGGAGGUCAGACCUUGUUAAACAUCAGGCAAUCCACACUGGAGAGAGACCCCAUAAGUGUGUGGAUUGUGGAAAAAGUUUCAUACAGAGGUCAGACCUUCUUAAACAUCAGAGAAUCCACACAGGAGAGCGAUCCCACAAGUGUUUAGUCUGUGGAAAAGGUUUCAUAUGUAGGUCACACCUCAUUAAACAUCAUAGAAUCCACACAGGAGAGAGACCUCACAAGUGCUUAGACUGUGGGAAAUGUUUCAUACAGAGAUCAAACCUUGUUAGACAUCAGUCAAUCCACACAGGGGAGAGACCCCACAAGUGGUUGGACUGUGAGGAAAUUUCACGCAGAGAUCACACCUCAUUAAACAUGAGAGAAUCCACACAGGAUCUUAACUUCUCUGACACAGAGACAGAAAGUGUUAAGGAAAUAGCAUGUAAUUGACCUAGAUUCAACCUUUAGAGACAUGUUAGAAAAGUGUGUCCUCCUCAGAUAAACUAGAGCUUCAAGAGGUAACCGUGUAUUGUUAAAGACAUGGAAGAAGAUGGUAACUGUAGUAAUGUUUGUUUAGCUGUAUCUUGUUAGAGGUUAACAAUGGAAAUAAACAGUUCCUGUCUAGGGCUGUAUUCUGUGAAUUCAAAGCUCAAAAGAGAAUAUUAACAUUUAGACAAAACUUGGCUGUAAUAAUGUCAUUGUUUGUCUCCUGAAAGUUUGUUGAUAAACUUGUCUAUGAACUGCUUUAUGGAGAAUCACCUCAUGCUAAACCAUGUAAUUAAUUACUAGUGAUGUUUAGGAAAUAGAAGGUUAUUUCAAAAGCCUGUUGUUCAGCCAAUGACUGUGUGCUGUCGAGACAUUGCAAAAAUUAUCCUUUCUUCUCUGAUCUGCCUAAGCGUUAUUCCGGGGGCGUGCUGGGGGUGGAUCUUGCUAUUCUCCUGCAGGUCGCUCUCUCUCAGGAGUGGGGGAUGCAGAGGAAGAUGAUGGAGUCUUCAUUCUAGUGCUUCGGAACAGGGAAAUCUGCAGAGUGGAGACGUGGUCCUCCAGCCACAUCUUUGCUGCAUACUAUGUGAUCACCUGGCAGGCUAGAGAUAACAUGGCCUUCAGCAGGGCAGUGCUCCAAUCAGUGGAAGACUCUGACCCCACCACCUGAAUUUGGGCUUGUGAGUCACUUGCUUGGAAUGGACAUGAACCAGCACUCGAAGAAGAAAAACGGUUACUCACCUCGUAACUGUUGUUCUUCGAGAUGUGUUGCUCGUGUCCAUUCCAAUAUCCACCCCCCUCAGCCAGCAAGAAG
Mauremys mutica (yellowpond turtle) is the source of this 3484-nucleotide messenger RNA. RefSeq names its product zinc finger protein 501-like. The record is from RefSeq and is a predicted model, not a curated record. Gene Ontology annotation, biological process: regulation of transcription by RNA polymerase II. NCBI's taxonomy places the organism in Eukaryota, Metazoa, Chordata, Testudines, Geoemydidae. Gene Ontology annotation, molecular function: RNA polymerase II cis-regulatory region sequence-specific DNA binding; DNA-binding transcription factor activity, RNA polymerase II-specific. Bases 997 to 2637 code for a protein of 546 amino acids. The transcript has 3 exons. Gene Ontology annotation, cellular component: nucleus.